AUGUCGACGCUCGGCGAGCAGCUCGCCGUCCUCGAGGAGACGGUGCUCCACCUGCGCGUGGAGCACGCGCAGCUCGUGGGCCGCCUCGCCGAGCUCUCGGACACGAUGGCGGCGAACAUCGAGGACCGGGACCGCGUCAUCGGCGCCAAGACGCAGGUCAUCGAGGACCUCGAGGCCCAGAAGGCGGGCAUCGUCAAGGAGCGCGAGGACCUGCGGGAGGGCCACGCCAGGGCCAUGGCCGCCGUCGAGGACGGGGAGCGCGCGGCGGACCUCGAGGCCAAAAGGCAGACGGACGAGAUCCUCAGCCAGCUCGAGCUGCUGACGGCCUACCAGGCCAUGAAGGUCGAGGUCACGCGCAAGCUCGGCGAGGCCCACGCGAACUUCGACGCCGCGUCGGCGCGGCGCGCGGCCGACAUGGAGGCGCUGGAGGAGCGCGUCAAGGCCGACGAGCUCCACUGGGUCGCGGAGAUGACGCGGUCCGCGGAGGCCGGCGCCAAGGCCCAGCGCGAGAUGAUCGCCAAGGUGAGCCACACCUACGCGACGCUCCAGCGGGAGCACGGCGACAUGCGGGCCGUCGUCGCGGACCAGGCCCGGGAGCUCGACGCGCUCCUCGCGGAGAACGCGGCGCGCGCGCGGACGCGCGACGCGCGGCUCCUCGAGUACGCGUCGUUGGCGGAGAUGAACGACCUGAGCCGGGCCAAGCUGCGGGACAUGGGCUCCCUCAGCGGCGCGGGCUUCGUCAACUUCGACGCGUCGACGAUCGUCACGCGCGACUCCGCGUCGCUCGUCGAGAGCAAGGCGCCGCGGCCGCCGCCGGGCGCGGCCGGCGGCAGCCCGCGCCGCGGCGGCCACCUCGCCCACGACGACGAGGGGUCGCGGCCGCGGCGGCCCCGCGGGGCGAGCUUCGAGGACGACGAGCCCGCCGAGGACGCCGCGCCGCCGUCGGCGGAGCCGCCGCCGGACUUCGAGAUGCUCGCGUACCUCUACGCCCCGAUGAAGACCUGCGCGUGGGUCGAGAGGAAGCCGAAGAAGCGGUGCCGCAAGAAGGGCGCGACCGGCGCGCGGGCCUUGACGGAGUGCGUCCGCGCCUGCGCGUCGUGCCCCUCCGAGGGCGCGUGCGUCGACGACUCGACGUGGUCGCACACCAACAAGAAGAACAAGAAGCUCGACUGCGUCAGCGUCGCGCGCAACCCCGCGCGCCGCUGCGGCAUCGACGGCGCGCGCGACGCCUGCGCGAAGACGUGCGGCGCGUGUGAGGCGACCGCGUAA
Aureococcus anophagefferens is the source of this 1269-nucleotide messenger RNA. RefSeq lists its product as hypothetical. NCBI's taxonomy places the organism in Eukaryota, Pelagophyceae, Pelagomonadales, Pelagomonadaceae. Bases 1 to 1269 code for a protein of 422 amino acids. The record is from RefSeq and is a predicted model, not a curated record. The transcript is spliced from 2 exons.